Acanthisitta chloris (rifleman) is the source of this 803-nucleotide messenger RNA. Its product is annotated as dedicator of cytokinesis protein 5-like. The transcript has 8 exons. NCBI's taxonomy places the organism in Eukaryota, Metazoa, Chordata, Aves, Passeriformes, Acanthisittidae. The record is from RefSeq and is a predicted model, not a curated record. Gene Ontology annotation, biological process: small GTPase-mediated signal transduction; cell migration. The annotation marks the transcript as partial. Gene Ontology annotation, molecular function: small GTPase binding; guanyl-nucleotide exchange factor activity. Gene Ontology annotation, cellular component: plasma membrane; cytoplasm.
CCAUCUACAACUACGAUGCUGUGCAGGAUGUGGAGCUGUCCUUGCAGGUGGGAGACACUGUGCACAUCUUGGAGAUGUACGAAGGCUGGUACCGAGGAUACACACUCAGGAAUAAGGCUAAGAAGGGCAUUUUCCCAGAAACAUAUAUCCAUUUGAAGGAGGCAAUCGUGAAGGACCGAGGACAACAUGAAACUGUGAUUCCCAGUGAAUUGCCCCUUGGCCAGGAACUCACUUCCACCCUGAGGGAAUGGGCAGUUAUCUGGCACAAGUUAUAUGUGACUAACAAGACAACUCAGUUCCGACACGUCCAGCAGCUCACCUACAGCCUGAUAGAGUGGAGAUCACAGAUCCUUUCAGGAACACUGCCCAAGGAUGAGCUGGCUGAGCUCAAGAAGAAAGUCACUGCCAAGAUUGACUAUGGCAACAGGAUCUUGGGUCUGGACCUGGUUGUACGAGAUGACAAUGGGAACAUCCUGGACCCAGAUGAAACAAGCACAAUCUCUCUCUUCAAGGCUCAUGAAACUGCAUCCAAAAGGAUUGAUGAAAGAAUCCAGGAGGAGAAGUCCCUGCAGCAGAGCCUGGAUCUCCGUGGGCAGCCAAUAUUCAACUCCACACACACAUACAGCCUCUAUGUCAACUUCAAGAAUUUUGUCUGCAAUAUUGGAGAGGAUGCAGAGCUCUUAAUGAGCCUCUAUGACCCUGAUCUCUCCAAGUUCAUCAGUGAGAAUUACCUGGUACGUUGGGGCAGCAAUGGGAUGCCUAAGGAAAUUGAGAAACUAAACAACCUUCAAGCAGUUUUUACA